ACCUUUGAGUCUGUCCAGUUUCCGGAAGAUCAUUGUAGCCUUCCUAAAAGAAAGAAAAUGGAAACCUGAAAUCGCACUUAGCCAAAAACAGUCAGGCGUCUUUCAGAGAGCUUAAGAAGAACAACCGGGCUGUACGACCACACUGCUGCCAACACCACCGAACAGCAGCUGGAUCUAGCUGAAGAUUGGAGAACAUCCCUCGACCUCCCUCCCUUCUGAAUCAAUGGAAGGGUCUGACAGUUUAGAGCAGAGUGGCAGUGACCAGCCGGAGUCACAGCGCAGAAGGCAGCUGGACCGGCUGGGCAGGGAGGAGGCCUUCUAUCAGUUUGUCAACAAUCUCAGUGAUGAGGACUAUCGUCUCAUGAGGGACAACAAUCUUUUGGGCACCCCAGGUGAGGUCACAGAGGAUGAGCUGUUUAGUAGACUUCAGCAAAUUAAAGAUGGUCCAGAACAGCAGAAUAACACUCCCAGUGCUGAAAACGGAGAAGAUCCAGUUGAACCACCGGAAAGCUCGGAGGAUCCUGCCGGUGGGGAUAGUCUCUUGGACUGGCUGAACACAGUGAGGCGUACAGGCAACACAACUAGGACUGGUCAUCGUGGAAACCAGUCGUGGCGAGCUGUAAGCCAGACCAACCCAAACAGUGGUGAUUUUCGCUUUAGUCUGGAAAUCAGUGUGAACCGCAACCUGGCUGAGCAGCAGGCAGCUGCUGAAGGCGAGCAGGAGGUUCCAGAGGAGGCGCGAGGAGAAGCUUCAGGGGAGGCUGGAGGAGAAGCAUCACGGGAGGCAGGAGGGGGAGCUUCAGGGGAGGCUGGAGGAGGAGCUUCAGGGGAGGCUGGAGGAGAAACUUCAGGGGAGGCUGGAGGAGGAGCUUCAGGGGAGGCUCGAGUAGAAGCUUCAGGGGAGGCUCAAGGAGAAGCUUCAAGGGAGACUCCAGGAGAAGCUUCAGAAGAGUCUCCAGAGGUAGCUCCAGAGAUGGCUCCAGAGAUGGCUCUAGAGAUGGCUUCAGAAGUUCAAGAACCAGUGGUAAAUGCUGAACCACCGGUCCCCAUGGAAACGGAAGUGGUGGAAGAGCCAGUUGUAGAGGAGUUAGCUGUCAUAGUGGAACCAGAGCCUGAACUCGAAGAGGUUGUUUCACAAGAGAUUUUAGGGGAACCUCCCAGCCCACCUGCUGCCCCGCCGGUACAACCCCCACUUUCUCCUUCUCCACGCAGAGGUCAAAGGAGAGCUCGCAGCCGCAGUCCAGAACCACGCAGGACUAGGGCCCGUACAGCCAGGAGCCGUUCCCCUCUUAACUUGGAUCAACUGGACGGUCUCCAUAAUCCACGUCAUGUUCUCAGCUCUCAAGGCCCCAUCUCUGCCAAUGCCCCCACUGUACCUCAAGUGGAGGGCAGCUCUCGGACUCGACAGCAUGUUCUUUCCAGGCAAAGCACUUCUGACAGUGAUGUUCAGCCAUCUAGGGCUAGCGCAGAACCAGCCCCAGAGGUCCAAAAUGUCGCAUCUCAGGAAGGAGAAGCUGCUGGUGGGGAAGGGGGCGCAGCAGGACGCCGCCCUCCUACGAUUAUGCUCGAUCUCCAGGUGCGCCGCGUGCGUCCAGGUGAAUAUCGGCAAAGAGACAGCAUUGCUAGUCGUACCCGCUCACGCUCCCAGAACUCAAACAACACAUUUCUUUAUGAGAGUGAGCGUGGUGGAUUUCGUAGGACUUUCUCACGCUCUGAGCGUGCUGGUGUGAGGACCUACGUCAGCACUAUUCGCAUCCCUAUUCGUAGAAUCUCUGAUGCAGGUUUGGGAGAGGCAACCUCAAUGGCUCUCCAGUCUAUGAUUCGACAGAUUAUGACUGGUUUCGGAGAACUCGGCUACCUCAUGGAUUCAGACUCUGAUUCUUCAGAUUCAAACCGUGGCGCCAACACACCUGCGGAUCUGGCUGAAGCCCUAAACAACACAGAUACUACUCCUGCUGCCGCUCCUGCUGCUGAUGUCGACGUUGAACCACCUAUGGCUGCUGGAGUCAGAGCAAGGACAGCUGAAACUGACGUAGACGAGAGCCUUGCCACUGCUCCACCUGCCUCUGGUGGCAGGGCUAGAUCCAGACCACCUAUUAACCUAGAGGAGCCCGGCUCACUGCCCUUCCUGCGACUCGCCCACUUCUUCCUCCUAAACGAUGAUGACGAGGACCAGCCCCAAGGGCUGACCAAAGAGCAAAUUGAUAACCUCUCCAUGCGUAACUUUGGUGAGAGUGAUGCCUUGAAGACUUGCAGUGUCUGCAUAACAGAAUAUGCAGAAGGUAACAAGCUACGUAAGCUGCCCUGUUCUCAUGAGUACCAUGUGCACUGCAUUGAUCGCUGGCUGUCCGAAAACUCCACUUGCCCCAUCUGCCGCAGGGCUGUCUUGGUAUCGGCCAACAGGGAGAGUGUGGUGUAGCUCAUUAAAGACUGGAGGCCUUUUGUCUCAACCUAAGUAAUCUAAUAUCCCAGGAGGAAAUGUCUCCACUGUUCACUCUUCAUACCAUUUGUGAGUUGGAUCAUAACACAGUCACGGGUUUGAUUUGGGGUACUCCAUACAGUGACAUUGGGACGUAUUCAGCCUCUAGUAAGACAUUUAUUAUUGCAGUCCAAAGUUAGGCACAAGCAAUGCAUGCUGUUUGAAUCAACCUGUAGUGACCAAGCAGUUUGUUGCAUUGUGUCGAGCCGUGCUCGCAAGCAGAACUGUAUCUCAUAAAGAAUCCCCCGGUUAUAAAUGCUGCACAGCUGCAGGUAGUUCAGGCACAUGUGCUCUUUUGUAUUAGCUCCUGAACGGCGACUUAUAUACCAGAAGUUGGGUAUCGGGACAGUUCUUAGUUACACCAUUUCAAAGUAUUAGCUGUAAAUAAGCUUGUAAAAAAAUAAUUUUGACUCAUACUUUGUAUCAGUGAAUUGGUUUUUGGAUUGUAAAUUAUCUCAUGUAAUGAUUAGGGUGGUGUUGGCUGCAAUUACUCUAUCAGAGCAUCCCUAAAUAGGUUGUGUACACAGCAAAAGUAUUUUGAGAAUGUCAUGUACGAAGGAUGUAGAAAAUUAAUUGGUUUGCCAAAAUUGUACUCAUUUACUCAUUUAUUAUUAUUAUUUUAUUUUUUUUGCUCACCUGAAAAAAGCAAACUAUUUUGGUUGCAUAUACCAUGAGAAAUUCAGUGUACUAAAUGUUUUUUUGUUUGUUUGUUUUUUUAAAAAGAAAAAAGAUCAGAUGUUGAACAGGUAUAUGGGAAGGAUUUAUAAAGUUUAUUUGGAAUAGCAUCUUUAAUUUCUUGGUCAUUAACAAUGAUUGAGUCGUAUAAUACCAGAAAUUAGGGAUGUCUCAAUACUUGUGGUAGAGCUGAUAUCAAGUACUUGGCAUGUGAAUUUUUCCCACCUCAAAAAAUAAUACUGACGGGCAUGAACGUGUCAAAGAAUUUGAAAAUAGUUCCUUUUGCGUUUUCCCAACACGUUAAAGGUCAUUUACUUUUUAAUGAACAAUGACUUCACAAUCACUUUGUCCUGUUAUCCAUUAGCUACUAGUCUGAUUCUUUAUUUUUCUACAAACAUACUGGAUAUUGACAGAUGAAUUACAUUCUCUAAGCUGGUAUUGCAUAGAGUGUAAUGACCAAAACUGAAAUGCAUCUUAAGGUCUCUUUACCAGUAGGUGCACCUCAGUGUACAAGUCAUUAAUCCAAACGUCUGGGUGUCAAGAAAAACAUUCACAAUCACUGUCCUUCUUAAGGCUCCAACAGAAAGUCAAGAUGCUCGCCCACUGUACCCUCCUGCCUCAUGAGCAGAUGCUCCAUUAUCAGUGUGCAAUACAUGCUAAAGUGAAAGUAGGGAAAUACAAACCAUGAUAUUAAUGUAUACUGUUGUUUAAAAAACUGUUAAUGGCUAAAAUCUUAAAUGAAGACUUAUUACCUUUUUAAAAAUGUGUUAAUUUUAUUUUAUUAGAAGUUCUGUAGGUUUUAAUAGCACUGUUGGUGAACAGGAACACUGGCUAAAAGAAAGAAAAAGGGGCAUCACUAUCAAUGCCAUUCUGUCAUGUUUCUUGUUUCACUGUUUGAUGUCUUUGCCACAAUUAUUAAUUCCCUUUGUGGGACAUAAAAGUUUGAAUGCAAGA
Messenger RNA from Larimichthys crocea (large yellow croaker), 4108 nucleotides. RefSeq names its product ring finger protein, LIM domain interacting (gene rlim). The coding region runs from base 224 to 2419 and encodes 731 amino acids. The record is from RefSeq and is a predicted model, not a curated record. Gene Ontology annotation, biological process: ubiquitin-dependent protein catabolic process; random inactivation of X chromosome; protein ubiquitination. Gene Ontology annotation, molecular function: ubiquitin protein ligase activity. The transcript has 4 exons. Lineage: Eukaryota; Metazoa; Chordata; Actinopteri; Sciaenidae. Gene Ontology annotation, cellular component: nucleus.